AUGUAUAGAGGUUCAUAAUUUAUUGAAUUACCUUUUGGAUAUUUUUCAAAAAAUAAUGAAUAAAUUUCAUAGUAAAUUGAAAAAAAGUAAAUAAUUCUUAAAGUCCCACUAAGAGAAAUAAGAGAAUAUUCAUUAUUUGAUAAAAUGUUAAAUGAAUAGAGAAUAUAUUAUAUUAAAAUAAAUCCCAUUCCUCAUGGUUUUGAUAGAUUGAUUUUAUAGACUCAUUUAAGAUUUUAUUGUUAAAGUGACACUUAUUUAAAAAAUGAUUCUGUUGAAUAAAUUAAAGGAAAGUGUUAUAAAAUUAAGUAUGAUGAGAAUAGCAAUCCUGAAUUUAAAAUUUAGGAAGGUGUGUUUAAUAUCAAUUCGAAAAAAGAAGAGUAUCAUCUAUAGAUAAGUAUGGAUUAUUUAAUAGAUGAUCAUAGUCAUAAUUAAUUGGAAAGUAUUAAGAAGUAAUAGAGUCUACCUUAGAAUUUAGAAGAUACAAGGAAGAUUAAAUAAGAAAACAUAGAUUAGAAGAGAGAUAAGAUUAUUAUAAUGAAUGAAAAGAAUGAGAUAUUAAGAAGUAAAUCAAAUGAAGAUGAUGGUAGUUUUAAAUAAAUUUAUCAAAAAAUUUGGGUAGUUUAUAAUCAAUCGAUAAGCGACAGAGAUGAAAGUAUAAUAAAAAGUGAUUCAACUUAAUGGGUAACUUCAAGUUUGAUUGAUUCUUUAGUGGAAUAUCUAAACAAAAAGAGUGAGUAGAAAAUUAAUGAAUAAAAGUUGGAAGAUAGGAUUAAGAUUAAUAGGAUAUUAUUUGUUCCAAGUUAUGUUACAACUUCAUUUGGAGUAUGUGAUGAUAUAAUAAUUUUUACGAAAAAAGCUGAAGAAUUAUUAAAACAGGAGUUUCGUUUUUAUAAAGAACUUAAUUAUGAUAUGAAAUAAGUUUAUGGAAAGAUUGGUUUUCCUGUCAAUAUUAAUAAUAUGCAUUGGGUUUUUCUUUUGUUUGAUUUAAAAAAUGAAAUAAUAACUUUGUAUGAUUCAUUAAGAACUAAAUAAAAUAAGAUAAAUCCAAGUCCUUUUAUUAAAGCUAUUGCUAAAUUUCUUAAUUAGAAAUUUAGAAAAUGCUAUGUUGAUAAUUAUGAAAAGUAAAAAGAUAUAUAUUCGUGUGGAUACUAUGUUUCUUCAUUUAUGAAAUUUGAGUAUAAAUUGUAAUUUAAUAAACAGGAAUUGUAUAAAUUUACUUAAAAAGAAAUGAAAAGAAAAUUAAGGAAGAUAGUAUCUAUUAAAUGA
This is a messenger RNA of Paramecium sonneborni, 1266 nucleotides long. The record is from the annotation of a GenBank genome assembly. Lineage: Eukaryota; Ciliophora; Oligohymenophorea; Peniculida; Parameciidae.